Messenger RNA from Apodemus sylvaticus (European woodmouse), 2024 nucleotides. It is a transcript of the gene Mycl, whose product is annotated as MYCL proto-oncogene, bHLH transcription factor. The transcript has 3 exons. The record is from RefSeq and is a predicted model, not a curated record. The coding region runs from base 248 to 1357 and encodes 369 amino acids. Gene Ontology annotation, biological process: regulation of transcription by RNA polymerase II. Lineage: Eukaryota; Metazoa; Chordata; Mammalia; Rodentia; Muridae. Gene Ontology annotation, molecular function: protein dimerization activity; RNA polymerase II cis-regulatory region sequence-specific DNA binding; DNA-binding transcription factor activity, RNA polymerase II-specific.
CACGCGACGAGAUAUAAAGCAGUCAGGAAACAAUGCGCCUGCAGAUCGCGCUCCCGCGUCGAUCCCGGGAGCGUCCUGGCUGCCGUGUGCGAGCGAGGCGGGGGGAGCGCGCGCGGGGGGCGCGCUCGUGAGUGCGGGGCCGCGCGCUCGGUGGCGCGCAUGUGUGUGUGCGGGCUGCCGGGCUUCCCCGAGCCGGCGGGGAGCCGCUCCGCUCCAGGUGGCGGGCGGCAGGAGCGAGGGAGCGGACAUGGACUUCGACUCGUAUCAGCACUAUUUCUACGACUAUGACUGCGGAGAGGAUUUCUACCGCUCCACGGCGCCCAGCGAAGACAUCUGGAAGAAAUUCGAGCUGGUGCCGUCGCCCCCCACGUCGCCGCCCUGGGGCUCCGGUCCCGGCGCCGUGGACCCAGCCUCUGGGAUUAGUCCCGGGGAGCCGUGGCCUGGAGGGGGUGCCGGGGACGAGGCGGAAUCUCGGGGCCAUUCGAAAGCUUGGGGUAGGAAUUAUGCUUCCAUCAUUCGCCGUGACUGCAUGUGGAGCGGCUUCUCCGCCCGGGAACGGCUGGAGAGAGUGGUGAGCGACAGGCUGGCCCCAGGCGCGCCCCGGGGGAACCCGCCCAAAGCACCCGCUACCCCGGACGGCACUCCUAGUCUGGAAGCCAGUAACCCGGCGCCCGCCACCCAGUGUCAGCUGGGCGAGCCCAAGACUCAGGCCUGCUCCGGGUCCGAGAGCCCCAGCGAUUCCGAAGGCGAAGAGAUUGAUGUUGUAACGGUGGAGAAGAGGCGAUCUCUGGACAUCCGAAAGCCAGUCACCAUCACAGUGCGAGCAGACCCCCUGGACCCCUGCAUGAAACACUUCCACAUCUCCAUCCACCAACAGCAGCACAACUAUGCUGCCCGGUUUCCUGCAGAAAGUUGCUCUCAAGAGGGGGAUCCUGAGGCAGGUCCCCCAGAAGAGGCUCUAGAGAUAGAAGCUCCCAAGGAGAAAGAGGAGGAGGAGGAGGAAGAAGAGGAGGAGGAAGAGAUUGUGAGCCCCCCACCUGUAGAGAGUGAGGCUCCCCAGUCCUGCCACCCCAAACCUGUCAAUUCAGAUACUGAGGACGUGACCAAGAGGAAGAAUCAUAACUUCUUGGAACGGAAAAGGAGGAAUGACCUCCGUUCACGGUUCCUAGCCCUGCGGGACCAGGUUCCCACCCUGGCCAGCUGCUCUAAGGCCCCCAAAGUCGUGAUCCUAAGCAAGGCGUUAGAAUAUUUGCAGGCUUUGGUGGGGGCCGAAAAGAAAAUGGCUAUGGAGAAAAGGCAGCUCCGGUGUCGGCAACAGCAACUGCAAAAAAGAAUUGCGUACCUCAGUGGCUACUAACCGACCAAAAAGCCUGACUUCUCUGUCUUAACAGACGCAAGCUUAGUUUUUAACCUCUCUCUCCCUUUUAGUAAUUUGCACAUUUUGAUUACAGCGGAGCAGUCUGGAUAGUAGAUCCCAGAAUGCAUUGCAGCCAGUGCGCACACAAUAAGGGCUUGCAUUCUUGGUAACCUCGAAACCCAAUUCUCCCUCUUCCCUGACUCAUGGGAAUGCUGUCCUUCUCUGGCGCCUUUGGCUUCUCAGCAGGCAGCUACUGAGGAGAUUUGGGGUCUGCUUAGCUCACUAGCUCCUGACGAAAGGCUGACAGAUGCUAUGCAACAGGUGGUGGACGAUGUCGGGGCUGCAGCCUACGUGAAAUCUCACACUGUGCUGGAGCUUUAGGCUAGGAAAGGAUGCUGCUCUCACUGCUGUCUCUGGGGAUGAUCUGAGGACAGCUGGGCCUGGAUACUGUCCCCUGGGGCUCUGUUUUCCAGGAGACAAGCGAGCUGUCCUGGGCGGAGACAAGCAAGCAGACUUGAUCAGCGUAGAGCAUUACCUCACUGUCAGACACUUUACAGUAGCUGAGGAGUGGAGACCUUUAAGAUAGAUUAGGAUGGUAGGCCACACCCUUCCCUCCACUCUCAAUGCUAUGACUUUGAGAAAGGGCUUGGCCUGUAGAGUCUUUGUC